This is a messenger RNA of Aspergillus calidoustus, 1719 nucleotides long. NCBI's taxonomy places the organism in Eukaryota, Fungi, Ascomycota, Eurotiomycetes, Eurotiales, Aspergillaceae. The record is from the annotation of a GenBank genome assembly.
AUGGACAACUCCAUCCACUCGACUGAUGGACCCGACUCGGUCGUCCCGGGUUCCAACCCCAAAAAGACCGUCGCCCAGCGCAUGCGAUCGCUCGUACGAGCCUUUACCACACGCGACGGCCUCAUCGGCAACUACGACUAUGGCCACCUGUUCCGCCCCGAGCUUCCCUUUAUGACAAAGGAUCCCCGUCCCCCGCCUUUUUUCGGCCUCAACGAGAAAAUCCCCGUCCUCCUUGCGUUCAUCCUCGGUCUCCAGCAUGCUCUGGCCAUGUUGGCCGGUGUCGUCACGCCCCCGCUUAUCCUCUCCAGCUCCCUGAGCCUCUCCCCAGACCUCCAGCAGUACCUCGUUUCCACAGCGCUCAUCGUCUGCGGUCUGCUCUCGAUGGUCCAGAUCACACGGUUCCACAUCUACAAGACACCGUAUUACAUCGGCAGUGGUGUCCUCUCGGUGAUGGGCGUCUCCUUCGCCAUAAUCUCGGUCGCCAGCGGCGCCUUCACCCAAAUGUACUCCAACGGCUUCUGCCAAGUCGAUGCAGACGGAAACAGGCUCCCCUGUCCGGAAGCCUACGGCGCAUUGAUCGGAACCUCGGCCUGCUGCGCCCUGGUCGAGAUCGUCCUUGCCUUUGUCCCGCCAAAGAUCAUGCAGAAGAUCUUCCCGCCCAUCGUCACCGGUCCGACAGUCAUGCUGAUUGGAAUCAAUCUGAUCGGAACCGGGUUCAAGGACUGGGCUGGUGGGUCCGGCUGUAUGGAUGCGAUCUGUCCGAAUGAGGCUGCGCCGCGACCGUUGCCUUGGGGAAGUCCUGAAUUCAUCGGGCUGGGUUUCCUGGUCUUUGUCACGAUUAUCCUCUGCGAGCGAUUCGGUGCCCCCAUUAUGAAGUCUUGCUCUGUUGUCGUCGGUCUUUUGAUGGGCUGCAUCGUCGCUGCGGCUUGCGGGUACUUUAGCCGAACAAACAUUGACGCUGCCCCCGUCGCCUCCUUCAUCUGGGUUAAAACCUUCCCCCUCUCCGUCUACGGCCCCAUGGUCCUCCCCAUCAUCGCCGUCUUCAUCAUCUGCGCCUGCGAAUGUAUCGGCGACGUCACUGCCACCUGCGACGUCUCGCGCCUCGAAGUCCGCGGCGGCACUUUUGAAUCGCGCCUCCAGGGCGCCGUCCUCGCCGACGGGAUCAACUCGGUCAUCGCCGCGCUGGCCACAAUGACCCCCAUGACGACGUUUGCUCAGAACAACGGAGUCAUCGCGCUGACGCGCUGCGCGAAUCGCACGGCGGGGUACUGCUGCUGUAUAAUUCUGAUUGUGGCGGGGAUCUUCGCAAAGUUCGCCGCGGCGAUUGUGGCGAUCCCGAACCCCGUCAUGGGUGGGAUGAAGACGUUUCUGUUUGCAAGCGUGGUGAUUAGUGGGCAGGCGAUUGUCUCCAAGGCGCCGUUUAAUCGACGGAACAGAUUCAUCCUGACAGCGUCGAUGGCGUUGGGAUACGGUGCCACGCUGGUGCCGACGUGGUUUGCGAAUGUGUUCCCGCCCACGGAGAAUCGGGAUCUGGAAGGCUUUGAGAACGCGAUUGAGCUUGUGCUCGAGACGGGGUUUGCUGUUACUGCUUUUGUCGCAAUGCUCCUAAACGGAAUCAUGCCUGCCGAAGUGGAGGAAAUUGGCGCGGUGACUGCAGUACCUGCUCCAUCCCCUUCAGAUCGAAACGGGGAGCCGGAUUAUCAGAGCAAGCAGGCUUAA